This is a messenger RNA of Mirounga angustirostris (Northern elephant seal), 787 nucleotides long. RefSeq names its product transcription initiation factor IIA subunit 2-like. Gene Ontology annotation, molecular function: RNA polymerase II general transcription initiation factor activity; TBP-class protein binding. The transcript has a single exon. The record is from RefSeq and is a predicted model, not a curated record. NCBI's taxonomy places the organism in Eukaryota, Metazoa, Chordata, Mammalia, Carnivora, Phocidae. The annotation marks the transcript as partial. Gene Ontology annotation, cellular component: transcription factor TFIIA complex. Gene Ontology annotation, biological process: transcription initiation at RNA polymerase II promoter; RNA polymerase II preinitiation complex assembly.
GCCACGGCAUAUCAGUUAUACAGAAAUACCACUUUGGGAAACAGUCUCCAGGAGAGCCUUGAUGGGCUCAUACAGUCUCAACAGAUCACCCCCCAACUUGCCCUUCAAGUUCUACUUCAGUUUGAUAAAGCUAUAAAUUCAGCAUUGGAGCAGAGGGUCAGGAACAGAGUCAAUUUCAGGGGCUCUCUAAAUACAUACAGAUUCUGCGAUAAUGUGUGGACUUUUGUACUGAAUGAUGUUGAAUUCAGAGAGGUGAAAGAACUUAUUCAAGUGGAUAAAGUGAAAAUUGUAGCCUGUGAUGGUAAAAAUACUGGCUCCAAUACUACAGAAUGAAUAGAAAAAAAAUGGCUUUUUUAAUGCCAUCUUCUGUUAUUAUUCAUCGCUUUUUUGAAGAGAAGCAUAGAAGAGACUUUUUUUUAUUUAUUCUGGCAUCGCAGAAAUGACUACACUGAGCUAUAUAUACUAUCAGAAUUCCAAUAGAAAGAAGCUUAUAACUCUAGCCUCUUACAUUACCUUUUCAGCAUGAAGAAACAGAAGUUUUUUUUAAUAACAAACACUGUUACCUUCCUAAGAACAUCCUUGAAUAAACUCAUUCUAAAACUCAAAAAAAAAAAAAAAGUGAUGCAAAUCCAUACGGACUGAUGUGGACUGAUAUAUUAUUGAGAGGUAAAAUCAAGAUGUAGAUCAGAAUACAGAUGAUGAUCCCAAAUAUAUGCUUUUAUCUGCAUUAAGUUUUUUUCUGGAACACCAUGUGAAGAACUGCUAUAACUUAAGAAUGGAGAAAGAG